Fraxinus pennsylvanica is the source of this 1275-nucleotide messenger RNA. The record is from the annotation of a GenBank genome assembly. Lineage: Eukaryota; Viridiplantae; Streptophyta; Magnoliopsida; Lamiales; Oleaceae.
AUGGAGGUUGGUGGUUCCAGUAACGCUUCAUGUUUGAUAGCUUUUGGGGACAACGUUAAUGCGUUGUGUCCUACGAUGAUGAUGUCUUCCAUGACUUCUCAUAAUGCAGACAACAAUGCCCUAUAUCUCCCUCUUCUUCCCACCCCCAACAAUCAAAACCUAAAUCUUCACAAAAGCCCUGGUAAUUCUUCUGUCAUGGUUGAAGAACAAAAUAACAGUAGCAAUAAUAACAAUAUUACAAGCACAGGGUAUUAUUUUAUGGGGCCGGGCUGUAGCAAUCACAGAAACAACAACGAUGGAGAAUGGUCUUUUAAGGCAAAGAUCGUGGCUCAUCCUCACUACCAUCGUCUCUUGACUGCCUAUGUUAAUUGUCAGAAGAUAGGAGCUCCUCCUGAAGUGGUGGCAAGACUUGAAGAAGCAUGUUCAUCUGCUGCUGCAAUGGGCCGCAAUAGCACAAGCUAUAUCGGUGAAGAUCCAGCACUUGACCAAUUCAUGGAGGCCUACUGUGAAAUGUUGACAAAGUAUGAGCAAGAACUUUCUAAACCCUUCAAUGAGGCCAUGCUUUUUCUAUCAAGAAUCGAGUCCCAGUUUAAAGCUCUCACACUAACCUCUGAUUCUGCAGCUUGUCCCGUGGCAAUGGGUGGAAAUGGAUCAUCUGAAGAGGAGGUCGAUGUGAAAAAUAGUUCCAUAGACCCUCUGGCAGAAGAUCGGGAACUAAAAUGUCAGCUCUUGCGAAAAUACAGUGGAUACCUGGGCAGCCUCAAACAGGAGUUUAUGAAGAAAAGGAAGAAAGGUAAGCUGCCCAAAGAAGCCAGACAACAAUUGCUAGAGUGGUGGAGCAGGCAUUACAAAUGGCCAUAUCCUUCGGAAUCGCAGAAGUUGGCACUUGCUGAAUCAACAGGACUGGAUCAGAAGCAAAUAAAUAAUUGGUUCAUCAACCAAAGGAAGAGGCAUUGGAAACCUUCUGAAGACAUGCAGUUUGUUGUAAUGGAUGCUGCUACUGCUACAGCAGCAGCUGCUGCACAUUCCCAUUAUUACAUGGACAAUGAAUCGCAGAAGUUGGCACUUGCUGAAUCGACAGGACUGGAUCAGAAGCAAAUAAAUAAUUGGUUCAUCAACCAAAGGAAGAGGCAUUGGAAACCUUCUGAAGACAUGCAGUUUGUUGUAAUGGAUGCUGCUACUGCUACUGCAGCUGCUGCUGCACAUUCCCAUUAUUACAUGGACAAUGUUUUGGGAAAUCCAUUUUCAAUGGAUAUUUCAUCAUCCCUUCUCUAA